CUCAAUCCUUUUCUCUCUCUUUUGUGUGUGCUUCUCUGACUACGCGCUCUUUCUGCUGUAGCAUCAAAUCGUAAUCGUUCAUAAAUUUCGUCUUUUUAUCGAAUCACAACCACUGCAAUUCGGUUUCAUAUCGAUGCCCCGAGUGAUCUCGGGUUUCGGAUCCAGGUCGGCGCGGUGGGCAUCGGCUCACUGUUGUAGAAGCGAUGCGGUUCGUGUCGGAUUCCAUGGAUGAGAUUCGGUUUACUGCGGAUUUCGGCUUCGAUGAGCGUUUCUAGGAGUGCAGGCUUGGGAAUGCUCGGAUUUGACUUCGAGGGCUCUGAGUUUUGAUCGAAUUGGGGUUCGAUUAGAGUUUCUGGUGGAGUUUUGGUUGAUUUGGGAGAGGCAGGGGAAGCAGUCAUGUUCUAUGGUGCAGUAGCGUGGGACCCUUGGCUCAUUGUUGCCCAAAUUGUCUGUCUUCAAUGCUUGUAUUACCUCACGCUAGGGUUGUUCCUGUCGCUCCUCGUCGGGACUCGAGUCUCGCGCAUGAGCCUCGUCUACUUCUUUGACUUUGCGGCUGUGUCCACGUCCACGGUGACUGGGUGGUCCGUCAUCGCUUGUUUCGUGCUCACUGCAGUUGCAGGAGCUGGAUAUAUGCUUUAUCUAAUUGAGAGGGCUAAGAAAUGCCCGGACUUUUCUGCCACUUUAUUUAUCAUUCAUCUCUUGAUAUGCAUCAUAUAUGGAGGUUGGCCUUCCUCAAUAACGUGGUGGGUAGUUAAUGGCACUGGACUUGCAGUGAUGGCUCUACUAGGUGAAUAUUUGUGCAUCAAGCGUGAACUGCGGGAAAUUCCCAUUGCACGGUAUCGUCCACCUGUUUGACCAACUGGAGAAGCGCUACCAACAAAAACAAGUUUCAUUGGAGUAUAUGGGCUAUUCCUCUGGAUGAUGCUCUGGAUGCUAUCCUAUACCAAAUUAGGAUAGGUUAGAUUGUGCACGAUGGUUGUAGACCAAAUCGACAACAACAAUGAGCAUGCUGGGGUCAGAAUUGUGCUCGUGGGAUAAGGUCAAGCUGAUGAAAAUGAUUGUUUUGGAUAUUUUUUAAUAUGCAAUUAGUUGUCUUUGAGAAAUCGAUGCCAAUUGUGCUUCUUGCAAUUAUUGGUAAGGAUGAAAUGUCCAGUCUUAGAGUCCAUACCUUUCAAAUGAAAUUUUCAUUAUUUUCUGCAACUUAAGCAUGUCAACUUUUGGUUUGAAGGGUGCUGUCUGAGUAAUCGUGGAUUGACUGACGUAGACUAUCGAGAACACGCUUGUGUCAAUAAAAGGUUGAGCCUCUUUAACCAGCUGAACUUAUUAAUGAGAGGGACUUCCAUGCCUGCUUCUA
Molecule: messenger RNA, 1354 nt
Organism: Rhodamnia argentea
Lineage: Eukaryota; Viridiplantae; Streptophyta; Magnoliopsida; Myrtales; Myrtaceae
Product: protein SYS1 homolog
Exons: 3
Coding region: 397-855 (152 amino acids)
Biological process (GO): protein localization to Golgi apparatus; Golgi to endosome transport; Golgi to plasma membrane protein transport
Cellular component (GO): Golgi membrane; trans-Golgi network
Source: RefSeq, a predicted model, not a curated record